Messenger RNA from Equus caballus (horse), 4365 nucleotides. Lineage: Eukaryota; Metazoa; Chordata; Mammalia; Perissodactyla; Equidae. The record is from RefSeq and is a predicted model, not a curated record.
GAGGUGGUGAGAGCGAGGUUGAGUGUGGUUGAUCAUGGGUGGAGAGCACUGAGCUCAGAUGGGGCUCGUGGGGCUGCCUGUGGCCGGCUGGGGUCGGUGGAAACUGCCAUCCUAAACAUGUGACCUUGGGCUCUCCUGACCUUGGUAUUCACUCUGUCUAUACCCGCACCCAACAGGGAAAUGGAAGACCAGAGUGGUCAUGUCUGGCCCAAGUUGACAUUUUUGGAGGCUGAGCCAGGAAUGUGAUGCCCCACCCAGAGCUCUGCUUCUCACCACAGCCUCUCACAGGAAGGGCUGGGCUUCUGAGGCCAAAGCGGGGACAGAAGUCAGAGCUGUGCCAGGAUGUUGGGCUGGGUCCAGAAGGUGCUGCCUCAGCCUCCAGCGACCCCUCAGAAGACCAAGAUGGAGCGGGAGGAGCGGGAAGAACCAGAGUCCGAGCUGGAGCUGGAGACGGGGCGAGAACCAGAGCGGGAGCCAGAAGCAGCCCCUGAGGAGGCCGAGCUAGGGGGCGAGUCCCUGCCACCUGAGGAGCCAUUCAAGGGGCAGGAAGUGGCUGCAGCUGGCCCCUCGCUGCAGGAAACCCAGGAGGCUGCCCCUACUCUGCCCACAUCCCUCCAGGCCCAGGUCGCUGUGGUUCCUGAAGCAAACAGUCCCAGCGGCCAGGUGCUGACCUGGCUCAGGAAGGGCAUGGAGAAGGUCGUCCCGCAGCCGGUCUACAGUGGCAGGCCAGCCCAGAACACUGCUGCUGGACUGGAGGGCCCGGCUCAGGCAGGAGCACAGAUCCUUGGGCACUGCAGCGCUGGGGGCCCAGAUGGACCCGACGAGGCGCCCAGGUCCCAGGACAGCAGGCCCAGGCCCUGGCUGCUCAGGUGGUUCGCACAGAAUCUGGACAGAGUACUGCCUCAGCCCCCAAAAACAUCUGAGGACCGGAGAGAUGAGCAGGCUGAUGCCGCCUCGGGCCCAGCGCCCCCAGAACCCCCCCUGGAAACGGAGCCCGUGCUUCAGGCCCCGGAGAGCCCCUCCCUGCCCACCCCCAGCGCCCCGGAGCCCGAGGAGGAGCCGACCCCAGAUCCCGGCCUCCAGGCCUCCCUGCCGACCCCCGGGGACUCUGCCAGGUUGAUGACGUGGCUUCUGCACAGGCUGGAGAUGGCCCUGCCCCAGCCAGUGCUCCAUGGGAAGGCUGGGGAGCAGGAGCCUGAGUCCCCCGUGACGUGUGACGUGCAGACCAUCAGCAUCCUCCCCAGAGGGCGAGAGGAGCCCGAUCUCAUCCUAGAAGAGGUCGACCCUCAGUGGGAGGAGGACGAUGAGCGUCAGGACGGCAGCCCCAGCCCACAAAGCUCAGAGGCGGCUCCAGCUUAUGAAGAGGAGAUCGAGACCGUGGAGGAGAUGCCCAGUGUCCUGCUGGAUAGCUGUCUGGUGGCACAGGGUGGCGAGGACCUAAGCCAAGCAGGUGGGAGCGAGCACCAGACGGCCUCACCCCAGGAGUUGCAGGAAGAGGCGGUGGCCACUGGCUCAGGAGUGCCCGGCACAGAGGAGCACCCGGAAGUGCAGGUGGAAGAUGCCGAUGCUGACAGCCAGCCCCUCAUCGUGGAGGAGAUCCCACCCUCCCCUGAGCUGCCACCACCUUCUCCUGCCAAAUCCGACACCCUCACGGUCCCAGGCUCGGCCGCAGGCAACCACAGGAAGGUGCUGCCCUCCCAAGAUGAUGAGGCUGAAGAGCUCAAGGUGCUGUCACCAGCUGAGUCCCCCGUGGUUGCCUGGUCGGACCCUGCCACCCCGCAGGGCACUGAUGACCAGGACCGCGCGGCCUCCACGGCCAGCCAGAACAGCGCCAUCAUCAACGACCGGCUGCAGGAGCUGGUGAAGCUUUUCAAGGAGCGGACAGAGAAGGUGAAGGAGAAGCUCAUUGACCCCGACGUCACCUCCGAUGAGGAGAGCCCCAAGCCCUCCCCAGCCAAGAAAGCCCCAGAGCCGGCCCCAGAAGCGAAGCCGGCAGAGGCGGGGCCGGCGGAGGAGGAGCAUUACUGCGACAUGCUCUGCUGCAAGUUCAAACGCCGCCCCUGGAAGAAGUACCAGUUUCCCCAGAGCAUCGACCCGCUGACCAACCUGAUAUACAUCCUGUGGCUGUUCCUCGUGGUGCUGGCCUGGAACUGGAACUGCUGGCUGAUUCCCGUGCGCUGGGCCUUCCCCUACCAGACGCCAGACAACAUCCACCUCUGGCUGCUGAUGGAUUACCUGUGCGACCUCAUCUACUUCCUGGACAUCACCGUGUUCCAGAUGCGCCUGCAGUUUGUCAGAGGAGGGGACAUCAUUACGGACAAAAAGGAGAUGCGCGACAACUACCUGAAAUCCCGCCGCUUUAAGAUGGACGUGCUCUGCCUCCUGCCCUUGGACUUUCUCUACUUGAAAUUCGGGGUGAAUCCCCUCCUGCGCUUGCCCCGCUGCUUGAAGUACAUGGCCUUCUUCGAGUUUAACAACCGCCUGGAAGCUAUCCUCAGCAAAGCCUACGUCUACAGGGUUAUCAGGACCACGGCCUACCUGCUCUACAGUCUACACUUGAACUCGUGUCUGUAUUACUGGGCAUCCGCCUAUCAGGGCAUCGGCUCCACGCACUGGGUUUACGAUGGCGUGGGAAACAGUUACAUUCGCUGUUACUACUGGGCUGUGAAGACUCUCAUCACCAUCGGCGGGCUCCCCGACCCCCAGACGCUCUUUGAAAUUGUCUUCCAGCUGCUGAACUAUUUCACGGGCGUCUUCGCUUUCUCUGUGAUGAUCGGACAGAUGAGAGACGUGGUGGGGGCCGCCACUGCGGGGCAGACCUACUACCGCAGCUGCAUGGACAGCACGGUGAAGUACAUGAACUUCUACAAGAUCCCCAGGUCCGUGCAGAACCGGGUCAAGACCUGGUACGAGUACACCUGGCACUCCCAAGGCAUGCUGGACGAGUCAGAGCUGAUGGUGCAGCUUCCAGACAAGAUGCGGCUGGACCUCGCCAUUGACGUGAACUACGACAUCGUCAGCAAGGUGGCGCUCUUCCAGGGCUGUGACCGACAGAUGAUCUUUGACAUGCUGAAGAGGCUUCGAUCUGUCGUCUACCUGCCGAACGACUACGUGUGCAAGAAGGGCGAGAUAGGCCGCGAGAUGUACAUCAUCCAGGCGGGGCAGGUGCAGGUCUUGGGGGGCCCGGACGGGAAGUCUGUGCUGGUGACACUGAGAGCUGGAUCUGUGUUUGGAGAAAUAAGCUUGCUGGCUGUCGGGGGCGGGAAUCGGCGCACAGCCAACGUGGUGGCCCACGGGUUCACCAACCUCUUCAUUCUGGACAAGAAGGACCUGAAUGAGAUCUUGGUGCAUUACCCCGAGUCUCAGAAGUUGCUCCGGAAGAAAGCCAGGCGCAUGCUGAGGAAUAACAACAAGCCCAAGGAGCAGAAGAGCGUGCUCAUCCUCCCUCCCCGGGCGGGCACCCCCAAGCUGUUCACUGCCGCCCUGGCUGCAGCGGGGAAGCUGGGCGCCAAGGGGGCUAAAGGCGGCAAGCUGGCCCACCUCCGGGCUCGACUCAAAGAGCUGGCUGUGCUGGAGGCUGCUGCGAGACAGCAGCAGCUGCUGGAGCAGGCCAAGAGCUCGGGAGACGCCGCGGGAGAGGCGGGCUCGGCCGCCCAGCCCGCCUCCCCGGAGCCCGGGGCCCCCGACCAGCCCGCCGCCCCGGAGCCCGCAGCCCCGGAGCCCGCGGCCCCGCGCUCUCCGCCGCCCGCCUCCCCUGCGAGGCCCGAGCGGGGCGAGGAGGGGGCGGCCGGGCCCGAGGAGCCCUCGGUGCGGAUCCGCAUGAGCCCGGGCCCGGACCCCGGCGAGCAGAGCCUGUCGGUGGAGAUGCCCGAGAAGAAGGAGGCGGAAUGAGGCGGCGGCUCCCGCAGGGAUUUGGCUCCCACAUUUGAAGGAUAGAAAACAUUUCGGCGGAAAGGAGGGCAGAUGUGCUGUUCGUGUGACUGCCUGGAGAUGACGGCGCACCGGACCCAUGUGUGAUGCUGUUUUUUCUUUGCUGGGCGGUCACAUAGGCGACGUGAUGCUGCUCAGAUAGUUAGUGCUUAUCUUCCCCAGACUAUUCAGCUGGGAGUGAUGCCAUUGUCUCAGAACAGAUAAAUGGAAGUGGGCUCCGUGGCCAGGAGCCGGGAGCGUUUCUGAGCAUCUCCUCAGCCCGUCACCCAGUUCUGCUCAGCAGGAAUUCAUGUUACUCCGUUUUGACACCCUUGCUAUAGAGAUGAUGUAGCAACUUCGAUUAAUCCUAGAAUCACAGCUGAAGCCACCGAAGUUCCCGAGAUUUCUGCAGGUCUUCAUGUUACUUUUAUGAUUAAAAAAAGAAAAAAGGAAAAA